Molecule: messenger RNA, 608 nt
Organism: Athalia rosae (coleseed sawfly)
Lineage: Eukaryota; Metazoa; Arthropoda; Insecta; Hymenoptera; Athaliidae
Gene: Lamtor2
Product: ragulator complex protein LAMTOR2
Exons: 3
Coding region: 77-457 (126 amino acids)
Biological process (GO): cellular response to amino acid stimulus; positive regulation of TOR signaling
Cellular component (GO): Ragulator complex
Molecular function (GO): guanyl-nucleotide exchange factor activity; molecular adaptor activity
Source: RefSeq, a predicted model, not a curated record
UGUGACUUAUAAUUGUGAACUGUCAAAUGUCAUUCCCGAACGAAUAAUAAUUUUAACCAAAUAAUACCAGUGAAUAAUGUUGAAACCAAAAGCUCUGACGCAGGUUCUUAGCCAGGCGAAUACAGGAGGUGUUGAAAACACGUUAUUGCUCAGCAGGGAUGGGGGCCUUCUAGCCUAUAGCGGCUAUGGAGACAAAGAUGCCAGAGUUACCGCUGCAAUAACCAGCAAUAUUUGGGCUGCAUAUGAAAAAAAUGGUCGAAAUGCUUUCAAAGAAGAUGAGUUACAGUUCGUACUUAUGGACUGCAUGGAAGGUAAAGUGGUGGUUACUGAGGUUGCUAAUCUAUUGCUCUGCCUGUAUGCCAGAGAGAAUGUUGGAUUCGGCCUUCUCAGAGAAAAGGCACAAGCUCUAGCAAAAUAUCUAGACCAACCAUUGAAAACAAUAGCUAGUAUGCCUUGAAGGCAAGAUAAAUGAAAUUAAUAUUUGGUUAUCUUUUUUACUUUCAACUUGUUAUAUUGAUAUUAAUUAUUAUUACAACUAUUUAUCAGAUCUCGUACUUUGUACUCUUCUGCCUGUAUUUAUAUGAACAUUAUAUUUCUGAUAAAUCGAA